Messenger RNA from Pyricularia grisea, 600 nucleotides. RefSeq lists its product as uncharacterized. Gene Ontology annotation, biological process: regulation of cell shape; cortical cytoskeleton organization; actin filament organization. Gene Ontology annotation, molecular function: GTP binding; GTPase activity; protein kinase binding. The transcript is spliced from 6 exons. Bases 1 to 600 code for a protein of 199 amino acids. The record is from RefSeq and is a predicted model, not a curated record. Gene Ontology annotation, cellular component: cytoplasmic vesicle; cell projection; plasma membrane. NCBI's taxonomy places the organism in Eukaryota, Fungi, Ascomycota, Sordariomycetes, Magnaporthales, Pyriculariaceae.
AUGGCCGCCCCUGGGGUUCAGUCUUUGAAGUGUGUCGUCACUGGCGACGGUGCUGUCGGAAAGACAUGCCUUCUCAUCUCCUACACCACAAACGCCUUCCCCGGCGAGUACAUUCCUACAGUAUUCGACAACUACUCGGCUAGUGUUAUGGUCGAUGGAAAGCCCAUCAGCUUGGGACUCUGGGAUACUGCUGGACAGGAGGACUACGACAGACUUAGGCCGCUAUCAUACCCGCAGACAGAUGUCUUCCUAAUUUGCUUCUCGAUCGUCAGCCCGCCGUCAUUUGACAACGUCAAGGCCAAGUGGUACCCAGAGAUCGACCAUCACGCGCCCAACGUUCCCAUCAUCCUCGUCGGAACCAAGCUCGAUCUUCGCGAAGACCCCGCCACCCUUGAGAGUCUUCGCGCCAAGAGGAUGGAACCUGUUUCGUACGACCAGGCGCUUAUCUGCGCAAAGGAGAUUAGGGCGCACAAGUACCUUGAGUGCUCCGCAUUGACGCAAAGGAACCUGAAGAGUGUGUUCGAUGAGGCCAUUAGGGCUGUCCUCAACCCCCGACCCCAGCCGGCGAAGGUUAAGAAGUCAAAGUGCACCAUUCUGUGA